Molecule: messenger RNA, 6954 nt
Organism: Triplophysa dalaica
Lineage: Eukaryota; Metazoa; Chordata; Actinopteri; Cypriniformes; Nemacheilidae
Exons: 10
Coding region: 2242-6717 (1491 amino acids)
Source: RefSeq, a predicted model, not a curated record
GCUGUGUUGCGUUAUGGUGGGCUUGCUCAUCGCGAAAAUACAUGCAAAAUGAAUUGUUAAGAAACCGCUGAGCAGAGAUGAUGCCAGAGGUACAGACAUCAAGCACCGGAUUUACUUCUGAGAUCUUAGAUGAAUAUUUAUAUCAACAUUGAGAAAAUCGAUUUUGCGUCUGAAGCUGAUCAUCAUGGAACUUGAAGAUUACUCUGUAGCAAUUCCAGGCAAUGGAUCACUUUCACUCUCUGAGCGUCUGUCUGCCUCUGAAGCCCCAGCAGAUCCCAUUGUACAUGGAAUAGAUGGUACACCCCAGAACAGUGGUCUUGAGUUGAAACUCAACCUCUACGUUCCAGCGCAUCCAUUAAUAGAACCUAUAUCGCCUGCAGAGGAGCAAUGUGCGUUUACCACGGAAACACAAGGAACCAGCACACAACCUGAAGCUACUGAAGAAGAAACAUAUGAAACUUGUGACAUCCCAGGCUUUCCUUUUGAAAGUCGGUCAAAUCAGGCCCAGCCGAACUCGGAAACUCUCACAGUAGAGCCAUGUGAACCAGCACCUGACACUACGAGCUCAUCAGACGGUGGUACAUUACAAGUACCUGUGUUUGUAGAUCCCACAGACUCCAAUGUAGCACCAAAUGACCAUGUUCUUGCGAAAGAAUUUGUUAAAGUCACCCAGGAAAUAACCUCUGAUCCUGCACUCUCCGAAGAGACCAGAUGUGAAACAGAUUCAACUAAAGAUUCUAAUACAGAUGUAUCCAGAGGCUGCACAGAAGACACUGUUAGAAAAAACAUCCCUGCAAAGAAGGACAAAUAUGCACCACUAAAAAUCCAUCCAAUGCAUCUCUCCUCAUCUCAGCUCUCACUACAUUGCCUGGAAUGUCACAUCAUCUUCAAGGACCACAAAAGCAAGCGGCGGCACAUCAAAAUAAGCCAUCCCGCAGAGUAUGCUCAAAACAUGCUAACCGACGCUCUCUUUGCCUGCUAUGUCUGUGAUCGGCAUUUCGCCUGCUCCGCGGAUCUCAGGGUCCAUCAAAGCACACACACAGAGAAAGAGCGAUUUAGGUGCCCACUCUGUAAUGAGGCCUUCACAAGAUCUACCGACCUAACAAGUCACAAGAAAAUCCACAUUAACAAACAGGGCUACUCUUGUUUAGAGUGCGGCAAGCCAUGUAAAACCCUCACGCUGCUCAAAUACCACCAGCGAGUACACACCGGCGAAAAGCCUUAUAUUUGCCUACAGAAAAACUGUGGCAAGAGGUUUACCACGCCUAAGUCUCUUCUGAAACACUUAGACAAACAUAAGGAAGAUGAUGCAGAGGGUACCGCUGAACAGAAAAAGGCUUUGACCACCACAAAGAUAAAGCGGAAUAAAGCAGGUACAAAUGAAUGGAAAUUCAAAUGUUCACAGUGUGAUACAGUCUUCAAGACGUCUAAAACACUACUUCUUCACAUGAAAAACAGACAUUCUCAGGACAAAGUGAUGGAGUCGCAAAGCAGCAUUGCAUCAGUGGCACAACCAAAACCAGGAUUUAUUAUAACCCAGACAACAGCUGGACAACCCCAGUGUGCAGAAGCUGUUGUGCCUAUACCACAGCAAAUAGAUGUGCUGGAUGCUGAGCAAAUUAAAAGAUUAAUCGAAAAAUUUGAAAAUGUAAAAAAAGUGAACCAAUUGGUUAUACUUCCUUAUCAGACACAAGGCGCUGGGCUGCAUCAUCCACAAGGAUUAAUGCAGCCGUUGCAUUUAGAUUUCACUGAGUCGACAGUUCACCCAUCAGAAUGCAAGAAAAUGGUCACAGAUCUGUCAAAAGAGCAAAAUAAACACCAAAUAUCAACAGAGAUGGAAGAUGUGCAGCAAGAGGAAACUGUGAGUCUGUCACAGGAGGAAAAAACAAAUACUUCGUCAGAAAACCAGGACUCAAGACUUGAAACUCAAACGACACCUGCCGUACUGACUGAGGAACAGACACAAAUGAUGUAAUUCAUCUAGAACUUAUACCAGUUGAGCCUGAAACUUUAAAUUUGCUGGAUCAGACACCCCUGCAGAAUGAUUCGGUUUCUGUGCAGGCACUAACAGCAGGUUUGGAGCAAUUGCUAGGCACACAAGACAAUGUUGAUUUGGAGACAAUAACCGUAACAACUUCAGUUCCACUAAAUGAAACAGAAACGCCUCUUGAUGUUGAAGAGGAAAAUGCAUCGCUGACAAAUGACAUAACAGUAUCAGAGGAGGCUGUCACUAAGGCAGACAUGCUGUGUUCUGAACCAAUACAAGAUUUGGAAUCAUACUCAAAUGUGCUGUCUGGACAGAGUGACACAGUCAAAAUAAGUGAGCCUCAAGAACCUAAACAAAACCAAGCUCAACAGGACCAAGUUGUUUCAGAAAAAGAACUGUCUAGUGUUGAACAAACUCAUACUAAACAGGCCCUCCUGUACAAUUUGCCGAAUGACACAUCAACGGCCUUGCAACCAAAACCACGAAAAAAGAAAAAACCCUCGAAGCAGAAGGUAAUGACCAAACCCAACAAAUCCAAACAAAACCAAAGCCAGCCAAAAAGUGGGCAAAACAAAGCUGUUAUUUUGUCAAAGCAUGACAUGUAUUUUAAACAACAAUCACAACAGGAUAAAAAAGAAAAGGGAGUUGAAGCUAAAUCAGAAAUAAAAUCAACAUGUCAAUCAAACAGUGUGGAAAACAACGUUUCAGCGGUUCCAAAAGUAACACAAACGAAACCCCAGAAAAGGAAAAUGAAGAGUCAGAACAAUUUAACCAAGAAAACUAAGACUGUCCAGGAGCCUCAACAAGAUGAAAUGUUGGCACCUGCGCAAAAGAAGAAGAAGCAAAGCAAGACGUCUCGAGAAGACGGUCCCAAGAAAUCCAAAGUUAAAAAACAAAAAACAAAUGACUUUCAGGUCAAGGUUAAAAAAAGACAAAAUAAUGAUUUCCAGAUUAAGGUUAAAAAAACAACAACUGAUUUUCAGAAAAAUCUUCACAAAAUUCCAAAGCAUAAAGCAGCCAAGAAAAAAAGAACACUCAACACUGCAGACCAAGCUCAAAUAGAGCAACAAGCUUUGCUGUUAUUGAAAGGCCACAAGCAGCCUCAACUGAAAGUACAUAAAUUGGAUGCAACUGAACUAGAAAAAUCCCCUCCAAACAAGCACGAUGCAAAGGAGCCUUUGGGUAAAUCUCUCAAUGUUAUGCAACCAAAGAAAACAAAAUUAACUGGAGACAAAAUAUUAUGCAGUGACACAUUGUCUCCUGUUGACAGCAUCUUAACUUCUGCGUCUUCUGCAGGAAAGCCGAAGAUUUUACGCAAAAGAAAAGCACCUACUAAGAUAGAUCAGGAAAUUGCACUGAGCCCUCCAUAUUCCAGACUUACUCUUGGGUGUCAAGACUGUGGGAAGACGUUCUCGGAAGUGUCCGCUUUACAGGAACACAUGGCAUCUUUCCACUCUGCUGAUAACACGGCCCAACAAGAUGAGGCUGUUGACAUGACAAAGGAAGACAACAUGAGACAAAGUGAAAAACAUGUUCAACAUAACGUUUUUGAAAUUCAAGUAGCGACAGAUUGGGAAAUGGGUGAGAUUUUGGGAGACAGGGAAGAGCAGAGACUUUCAUUUCCAGUGCUUAGUCCAUCUCCUUCACUGAUGCUUCCUUCAGAAUGUGUAGAAGGAAAGGAACAGGAAGACAAAGAGAUUGAAGGAACUUUUUCUGGAACCGAGCAUCCCCCUGAAAAUAAUCCUGAAGAGUUUCCAAUCGUAGUCGAAAAUAUUGUCCAGCCCGUAGUGACAGAAAGUAUAGAAGCGAGUGACAAUCUGUUAGACAAAGAAGCAGGCGGAGUGGGAGGGAUCAUGACAGAAACCUCUGGCACUGAACUUAAAGAUGCUGUGGAGGAAGAAAUUAAAGAAGAAUUGUCCCUAGAGGUGAAUUUAGUCAUGGUUGGAGAUGAAAAUGAGGAGAAUCAUAGCCCUCAGAUAAACAAUCUUUCAAGUGCCUCUCAAGAAUGUGAGACCGAAGAAUUAAGCAAUUCUCAUCCAUGUUCUCAGCCUGAACAGACUGCAAAAGAUGCCGAGGUAGUAUUAACUGAAAAUGUAGUUCACUGUGUUAUCGAACCAGAGAUAAAGCAAGAAGAAGAGGAGGUGCUUGUACACAGAGUUGAUGAACAGAAAAAAGCGACAGGAAAAAGUUCCGAGACAAGGAGUAAGAAAGGUGUUGGUAGAGGGCAAGGUAAGAGAGUGGUUGGGAAAAGGUCCAGCAGAUUGAACAGAAGUAAAAAGGACAUGGAUGCAAAAAAAGAUUCACAGGAUUGUCAAGUUGUCUAUCAGCUGUGUGUACUCAGGGAUACUCCAGAGGGACAGGUCAAAGAAACAGACAUGAAUGGAGGUAACACAACCGCAACUUGCGUAUUGUCAUCUUCUGAGGAGAGUCCUGAGGAUCAGGUAGUUUUUGAGUUGGACUCUGUUACUACGAGUGUAACAGAGGUGAUAAAUUCCCAAGAUGGUUCAUUUAUUGAGCAAUCUGCAGAGCUGGCUAGAGAUGACAGGUCUCCUGGAAUCAUACUGGAAAAAUUCUUGACUGCUUGUGAGAGAAAUGCGGAACCUCCUAACAGCCAGAGUGAGAGGAAACGGGCUAACUCCGCUUGCACAGCUGCUGACGUGAAGUUAGAAGAACGUUCUUCAAAUCAGGCUGUUCUCGGUCAGGCCUCUUCUGAGAGGGGUUUCAUGCGUGGAGUUCAAAUGUUUUUGGUAAAAGCAGAAGAGCACAUGUCUAUGAAUGAUCCUGUUAUAUUCCAGGCUCACCAGCCCACUGAUAUCCACCAUGUUUCAUGCCAAGAUAAGCCCAUUGGUAAGAACACAGACGGCAUCUCUUCUGACUCUCAUGUAGUUCCCCUGCAGUCCUACAGCAAGCAGUGUAUUUUUUAUCCUGUAAAAGAGGAAGACAGAGAACAUCUGGUGGAGACUCCUCAUACAGAUCAGAAGUGCAUGGGUUCAGAGGGGCUGGAAGGGAUUUCAUCUGGAUUAGAAGAAUGUGAGGAAAUGGGAUCGGUACAAAUGGAAAUGCCACAUCUGUACACAAGCUCUGAAGAUGGUGAUGUUAGUGGCGAGCACCAAAGCACCCAAGGAUUUUUAGAAUUCCUCUCUCAGAAUUCAGAUGCUGGUGAUUCUGAUAUCGUCCAUUCUGAGCCAGAAGCUGAAACCAUUCUGAUGUCUUGUUACCAUGGUUUACAGAAUAGUGCUACAGUACAUCCAAACGAAGUAGAGAAAGGUGGUCCUAGUGGCAGAGGAAAUGAGUGUCUGUCUCAAACAGUCCACACAGAAGCAGGAAGACAGCUAAACUGGAAGCCCAUUAACUACUUCAAUCAAUAUUUUAGCUGGGACACAUGGACGGAAAUUGCAGUCUGCACACGAGAAAUGUCAAAACCGCCAAAACCUGUUACAGGAAAAGAGGUUGCGCAGUAUGUAGGAAUCCACAUUGCAAUGGGAACUCUCAAGUUUCCCAGCACAAAGCUCUACUGGGAAGACCUCACCAGAGUCCCUCUAAUCUCUGAUGCCAUGUCUGCUUCAAGAUUCUGUGAGCUCACUCGUACACUAAGGCUUGCAAGGGCUGGUGGACCUUUUCCGGAGACAAAUAGUGAAAAUCCGACUGAAGAAACAUCCAGAUUGUUCUCCCAGUCCCACUGUAACGAAGAGGGACAUAGUUGCGCAAAUGUCUCCGGGUCAAAGACGGACCCUUUGUGGAAGGUAACGAUGUUGAUUAGACGGGUACAAGACUGUUGUCAGGCACUAAAGCGAAAUGGAAGCUUUGGGGUGGACCAGUACCCGCUCCCUUUUCAAAGACACCCAACUCAUUCAUUACUUCACACAGUUGUGGUAAGCGGUGAAGGGUUGGUUGUGGACUUUAACUUGAGUAUAGAUGAUUCCCAUAGGGAAACCAUAGUUGAAAAAAUGGUCUCCAGAGGUAAGGACGGAAACGAAGGGAUGGUGUUUCUUUGCAAGCCAGAGCUGUCCACACCUUCUAUGUUGGAGCAUCUUUUAAAGGCAGGUGUGCAAAGCGCUGGCAAGGUUGGCGGGGCGAGGGGGCAAAUAGGUGACGAGUUUGUGAGCUCCGAUGGAAAACUCAAGCUGUUCAGAUGUCACCAUGGGUUCAUCCUUUCGUCAGUGUCAAAGGAAAAGCCACGCUCAACAUCUCUUGUCAGCGGCUUCGAGCGAGUGAUUAAAGCUGCAAAUCUAAACCGGGACCUGAGAAGCCUUUAUCGUAUUCCCAGCACAAGCUCAGCAGUCAACGCUUGGCCACAGUCUGUUCUCUGGGACCUAAUUGAUCUGGUAUUGGUUAAUUCAUGGAUACAGUACAAGCAAGAUUACAGUCACAUUACAGAUUUGCUAUCACUUAUGGCAUUUCGUUUAGAGGUGGCCAAAGCUUUGAUUCUCUCUAGCGGCGUUGAUGCCCAAGACUCAUCACCCCCCUGCCAUCCUGCUCCAAAACGACAAUGUCCAAAUUCAAGCUCAAGACCUUCUCCAGUUCUUGAGACCCCUUUGCCUGAUGCAGUUACACGCUAUGAUGGCUUUGGGCACUGGCCGGAGCAACUGGCCGACAGCGAGGAGGCCAAGUGUAGAUUUGGAGGCUGUGAGCGAACGUCACGUGUGCGAUGUCUCAAAUGCUGUGUGUUUCUUUGCAUUUCGAAAAACCACAAUUGCUUCCUUAAGUUUCACAGUCAGGGUGCUUCCUAAGGCCAGCGGUCUGUGGUAAAUGUGAUGAAUUGCAUCUCAUUGGUGUAUUUUGGAUGGUUAUUUAAAAUGUUGUUUUCCAUUCAUAUGGCCAGCAACAUAUAUUUUAUUGUAUUCCACCCGCAAACUGUAGAACAAGAUGAUAUAGACAUUGUUUUCAGUUUAUGUUCAGAAUGUGAUUCUACUGAUUGUGUUGCAAAAGCACCUUAUUUGUUAUUAAAUAAAAGCUUUUACAAUUUA